AUGCCGGACACGCGACGCGUUGUCCACACCAUCCACGCUCGCUUCGGCGCCAUCAAGAACAAGCACGCCGCCUCCUCUCAGCAGCAGCAAGAGCAGAACAGCGGUGCCUCUGCUUCGCAUGCCAACAAGACCGCUCAGCGUUCGACCGAGGACAGUGCCACCGGCGCUCCCCCUGCACCACGUGCGGGGGAGCCGCAGCUCCAGCCACGCGCCCUUGGCGGCUCCGUCUGGGACCAGCUGCUCGACAGCGACAUGGCCGCGUUCAAGAAGGCCAUCUCCAAGCGCUUCAAGAUGAAGGACCUGGGCAGCCCAGACAUUUGUCUCGGCAUCAAGGUGCAGCACGACCGCAAGGCCAGGACCGUCACCAUGAGCCAGGAGCACUACCUGCGCAGCGUGCUGGAGACCUUCGGCAUGGCUGACUGCAAGCCUGUCGGCACGCCGCUCUGCACGGGCUACGUCGACAAGCCAGCCGACAAGGAGGAGCCACUGCCGGACGUGCCGUUCCGCGAGCUGCUUGGCUCCCUCCUCUAUGCUGCGACGAUGACGCGCCCAGACAUCUCGGCGGCUGUCUCCAUCCUGUCUCGCCGUAUGCAGCACUUCGGCAUGGACCACUGGAAGGCUGCCAAGCACCUUCUUCGCUACAUCAAGGGCACCUUGUCCUACACCAUCAAGUACGCCGCCACUGGCGACACCAGCAACGGCAGCACUGCCGACGGCGUACUCUCAGCGUACUCGGAUGCGUCGUUCGCCUCCGACGUUGACACGCGACGUUCCCGCACGGGCUUCGUCGUCUUCUGUUCCACGGGCCCCGUGUCCUGGAACUCCAAGCUGCAGGCCACCGUGGCCACAGCCUCCGCCGACGCGGAGUACAUGGCUCUCGCAGCCACUGCACAGGAACUCAUGUUCCUUCGCCAACUCCAGGAGGAGCUCACCGGCGCCGUCCUGUGCGAGCCCACGCUCGUCCACACGGACAACCAGCCGGCGCAGCGCGUUGCCGAACACGCCGCCUCGCGCAUGCGGCACAUCCUCGUCAAGUACCACUACAUCCGCGAGUGCGUCGACACCAAGAGGAUUGUGCUGAGCUACCUCGCCACGGAGCACAUGAUCGCAGAUCUCCUCACGAAGAUCCUCCCUCGGCCCAAGACGGCUCAGUUCUGCACGAUGCUGUUCGACCAGCGUCCUCUGCCAGGCUGCCAGCCACGGGCCCGUCCUCAUUCGGGCCGGUCGCCACGUCCUUCGACUCCGCGUCAGGACCUCUGA
Messenger RNA from Salpingoeca rosetta, 1260 nucleotides. RefSeq lists its product as uncharacterized. The transcript has 2 exons. Lineage: Eukaryota; Choanoflagellata; Craspedida; Salpingoecidae. The record is from RefSeq and is a predicted model, not a curated record. Bases 1 to 1260 code for a protein of 419 amino acids.